Messenger RNA from Malus domestica (apple), 2510 nucleotides. RefSeq names its product ABC transporter G family member 6-like. Gene Ontology annotation, molecular function: ABC-type transporter activity; ATP binding; ATP hydrolysis activity. Gene Ontology annotation, biological process: transmembrane transport. The record is from RefSeq and is a predicted model, not a curated record. NCBI's taxonomy places the organism in Eukaryota, Viridiplantae, Streptophyta, Magnoliopsida, Rosales, Rosaceae. Gene Ontology annotation, cellular component: membrane.
CCAUAACUCCAUAAAGCAGAAGCUUAAAUCUCACUUCUAGAGAGAGAAAAGAACAGUGAGAAAUGGAGUUUUAGGGAGAGAAACAGAAACUACUGUUGAGUUGAAGAAGCAAAACAACACUGCUCUGAUAUUUUUCUGAGGAAUUAAUCCCAUUCCAAAACGCCGUUAACCGCUCUCUCCUCACUUGCAUGUCACAUUCUCCGCGACUAUAAAUAUCAGGAGACUUGGAGAGUAAGGAACCAAUACGAAUGUCGGCUCGCGUGGCGGACAAUCAGAUAUCGCCGUUUUUCACUUCCAUGGAGCUGAACGACUUCCCACGCCCCGCCAACGGCGCGUCGCCCUCGCUCGGCCAGCUACUGAAGCAUGUUGGUGAUGUACGCAAGGACGUCACAGGUGACGGCGGCGAGACUCCGGCGCACCAUGCACUCGACAUCUCCGACGCCAGCCUUGAGCCUCGCUCCUUGCCGUUCGUUCUCUCAUUCAACAACCUCACUUACAGUGUCAAGAUCCGCCGCAAGUUCAGCUUGUCGGGGAUGUUAUCCGGCUCCAAUAACCUCCUCGGCCCCGCCACGGCUUCCGAUCCCGUAUGCGGUGGAGAUAAUCUUUUCACGAGGACGAAGACGCUGCUCAACGACAUCACGGGAGAAGCGCGCGAGGGAGAGAUUCUCGCGGUUCUUGGCGCGAGCGGGUCCGGUAAAUCCACUUUGAUCGACGCCUUAGCGAAUCGGAUCGCGAAAGGAAGCUUGAAAGGCACCGUCAGCUUAAACGGCGAGGUUCUUGAAUCGCGGCUCCUGAAGGUGAUAUCCGCUUACGUCAUGCAGGACGACCUCCUCUUCCCGAUGCUCACAGUCGAAGAGACGCUCAUGUUCGCCGCCGAGUUCCGCCUCCCGCGCGCGCUCUCGAAAUCCAAGAAGAAGUCCCGCGUCCAGGCGUUGAUCGACCAGCUCGGCCUCCGCAACGCGGCGAAGACGAUCAUUGGAGACGAAGGCCACCGCGGAGUCUCCGGCGGAGAGCGCCGCCGCGUCUCGAUCGGAAUCGACAUCAUCCACGACCCGAUCAUCCUCUUCCUCGAUGAGCCGACCUCCGGCCUCGACUCCACGAGCGCAUUCAUGGUGGUGAAAGUCCUCCAGCGAAUCGCUCAGAGCGGGAGCAUUGUGGUGAUGUCAGUGCACCAGCCUAGUUAUCGGAUCCUCGGCCUACUGGACCGGUUGCUCUUCCUGACCCGGGGCCAAACCGUUUACAGCGGGUCCCCCGCCAACUUACCUUCCUACUUCGCUGAGUUCGGGCACCCCAUACCCGAGUCCGAGAACCGGACCGAGUUUGCGCUCGACAUAAUCCGAGAACUCGAAGGCUCGCCCGGCGGGACCAAAAGCUUGGUGGAGUUCAACAGAACCUGGCUUAACAAGAAACACUCGAACCCCAACGACGCGUCGUACAGAGGAGCAUCCGACGCACGACACGUCGUUCCCCUCCGGGAGGCGAUAAGCGCGAGCAUUUCUCGCGGGAAAUUGGUAUCCGGAGCCACCAACAACAACCCGAGCCCCAACUCGAUGGUCCCCACAUUCGCGAACCCAAUCUGGGUAGAGAUGGCGGUGCUCGCCAACCGUUCGAUGAAAAACGCAAGAAGAUUGCCGGAGCUCUUCGGCAUCCGCCUCGGCGCCGUCAUGGUCACCGGAUUCAUCCUCGCCACCAUGUUCUGGAACCUCGAUAACACCCCCAAAGGCGUCCAGGAGCGCCUCGGAUUCAUCGCAUUUGCCAUGUCCACCACCUUCUACACCUGCGCCGACGCUCUCCCCGUCUUCCUCCAGGAACGCUACAUAUUCAUGCGCGAAACGGCCUAUAACGCCUACCGCCGAUCCUCCUACGUCCUGUCGCAUUCUCUAGUGGCGCUUCCGUCGCUGGUUAUUCUCUCGGCGGCGUUCUCAACGACGACGUUUUGGGCGGUGGGGCUCGACGGCGGACUGUCCGGCUUCUUAUUCUACUUUCUGAUAAUAUUCGCGUCGUUCUGGGCGGGGAGUUCCUUCGUCACGUUUCUGUCGGGGGUGGUCCCACACGUGAUGCUCGGGUACACGAUCGUAGUCGCAAUACUGGCCUACUUCCUCCUCUUCAGCGGCUUCUUCAUCACUCGCGAUAGAAUCCCGGCCUACUGGAUUUGGUUCCACUACUUGUCUUUAGUGAAGUAUCCCUACGAGGGGGUGUUGCAGAACGAGUUCCAGGACCCCACAAAGUGUUUCGUUCGUGGGGUCCAGAUCUUCGACAACACCCCGCUGGGGACGGUGCCGGGGGCGAUGAAGCUGAAGCUGCUGGAGAGCAUGAGCAAGACGCUGGGGGUGCGGAUCACGACUUCCACGUGUCUGACGACGGGGGCGGAUAUUUUGGAGCAGCAGGGGGUGACGGAUUUGAGCAAGUGGAACUGCCUCUGGAUCACGGUGGCUUGGGGGUUUCUGUUUAGGAUUCUGUUUUACUUUGCCUUGUUGCUUGGCAGCAAGAACAAGAGGCGGUAAAAAAAA